CCCACCCGCCCGCGGCCAGCGCCCAUGGCCGCGCGCGCCCGGCGCAGCCCCCCGGACUCCGCACCCCGCGCCGCCGCCCAGCACGCAGAUCAGCGCCAGCCCGGCCAGGCUCACCUGGCGGCGCCGCCCGCCCGCCGCCCCGGCCCCGGCCCCAGCCCCAGCGCGCACGGCCACAGCCGCGGCGCCCGCGACAGCGGCGGGGGACACUGCUGAGCCGAAGAGCGCGCAGCCCGGCCGUCGGACCUCCUCGCUCGCCUUCCCGCUUGUGUGUUUUUACGAGUUUACAACUUUUCUGAGAACUUUUGUAUACAGAGGAACUUUUUUUUAAACGGCAUCAUCCAUUUAUAUUUCAUCCAAAGAAGAAGCUCGGGCAAAAAUUGGGGCGUUUUUGGUUUCGGCUUCGUUUCUAAGUUUUCCCCUUCUCCUCGUUGACCUUGGGGUUCGGGUACCCCUACCGCUUCGGACUCCCGAGGACAUUCUGGGCCCCCACAUUAAUGAGGCAGCCACCUGGCGAGUCUGACAUGGCUGUCAGCGACGCGCUGCUCCCGUCCUUCUCCACGUUCGCGUCCGGCCCGGCGGGAAGGGAGAAGACACUGCGUCCAGCAGGUGCCCCGAAUAACCGCUGGCGGGAAGAGCUCUCGCACAUGAAGCGACUUCCCCCGGUGCUUCCCGGCCGCCCCUACGACCUGGCGGCGGCGACCGUGGCCACCGAUCUGGAGAGCGGCGGCGUUGGCGCGGCUUGCGGUGGCAGCAACCCGGCUCUCCUGCCUCGGAGGGAGACGGAGGAGUUCAACGAACUCCUGGACCUGGACUUUAUCCUUUCCAACUCGCUGACCCAUCAGGAACCAGUGGCCGCCACCGUGUCCUCCUCGGCAUCAGCCUCAUCCGCGUCCUCCCCGUCGAGCAGCGGUCCAGCCAGUGCGCCCUCCACCUGCAGCUUCAGUUAUCCGAUCCGGGCCGGGGGCGACCCGGGCGUGGCACCCGGCACCGCUGGCAGCGGCCUCCUGUAUGGCCGGGAAUCGGCGCCCCCUCCCACAGCUCCCUUCAACCUGGCGGACAUCAACGACGUGAGCCCGUCGGGCGGUUUCGUGGCUGAGCUCCUACGGCCCGAAUUGGACCCAGUGUACAUUCCUCCGCAGCAGCCGCCGCCGCCAGGUGGCGGGCUUAUGGGCAAGUUUGUGUUGAAGUCGUCGCUGAGUGCCCCUGGCAGCGAGUACGGCAGCCCGUCGGUCAUCAGUGUUAGCAAAGGCAGCCCGGAUGGCAGCCACCCGGUGGUGGUGGCGCCCUACAGCGGCGGACCGCCGCGUAUGUGCACCAAGAUCAAGCAGGAGGCAGUCUCCUCGUGCACCGUCGGCCGGCCCCUAGAGGCCCACUUGGGCACUGGACCCCCUCUCAGCAAUGGCCACCGGCCGCCGACACACGACUUUCCCCUGGGGCGGCAGCUCCCCAGCAGGACUACCCCGACCCUGGGUGCCGAGGAACUGUUGAGCAGCAGGGACUGUCAUCCUGCCCUGCCACUUCCCCCGGGCUUCCAUCCCCACCCCGGGCCCAACUACCCACCUUUCCUGCCCGACCAGAUGCAGCCACAGGUGCCACCGAUCCAUUACCAAGAGCUCAUGGCACCUGGUUCCUGCAUGCCAGAGGAGCCCAAGCCAAAGAGGGGGAGAAGGUCGUGGCCCCGGAAAAGGACGGCCACUCACACUUGUGAUUAUGCCGGCUGCGGCAAAACCUACACCAAGAGUUCUCAUCUCAAGGCACACCUGCGAACCCACACAGGUGAGAAGCCUUACCACUGUGACUGGGACGGCUGUGGGUGGAAGUUUGCCCGCUCGGAUGAACUGACCAGGCACUACCGCAAACACACCGGGCACCGCCCCUUCCAGUGCCAGAAGUGCGACCGGGCGUUCUCCAGGUCAGACCACCUCGCCUUACACAUGAAGAGGCACUUUUAAAUCCCACACAGUGGAUAGGACCCACACUGCCAGAAGAGAAUUCAGUAUUUUUAACUUUUCACACUGUCUUCCCGGAGAGGGGAGGAACCCAGCCGGAAAGCACUACAAUCAUGGUCAAGUUCCCAGCGAGUCAGCUUGUGAAUGGAUAAUCAGGAGACAUGAAGAAAACCGAAAGACAAAUCAGAGAACAAAAACGGAUGGGGUCUGUGACUGGAUCUUCUAUCAUUCCAAUUCGAAUUCCAACUUGAAUAUUCCUGGACUUACAAAACGCCAAGGGGGUGACUGGAAGUUGUGGAUAUCAGGGUAUAAAUUAGAUCGGUGAGUUGGGGGGGAGGGAAGACCAGAAUUCCCUUGAAUUGUGUUUCGAUGCAAUAUAAGUGUAAGGAUCAUCUUAUAUUCUCUUUGCCUUCUAAAAGCCAUUAUUAUAUUAGAAGAAAAGAAAGAAAAUUCAGGUACAGAAAUGUGUUUUAAUAACCUAAACGAUGGUGCUUGCUGAGUCUUGGUUCUAAAGGUACCAAACAAGGAAGCCAAAGUUCUCAAACUGCUGCAUACUUUGACAAGGAAAAUCUAUUUUUGUCUUCCGAUCUACAUUUAUGACCUAAGUCAGGUAAAUACACCUGGUUUACUUCUUUAACGAUUUUAUGCAGACAGUCUGUUAUGCACUGUGGUUUCAAAUGUGCAAUAAUCUGUACAAUGGUUUAUCCCAAGUAUGCCUUAAGCAGAACAAAUGUUUUUUUUUCUAUAUAGUUCCUUGCCUUAAUAAAUAUGUAAUAUAAAUUUAAGCAAACUUCUAUUUUGUAUAUUUGUAAACUACAAAGUAAAAAAGUGAACAUUUUGUGGAGUUUGUAUUUUGCAUACUCAAGGUGAGAAUUAAGUUUUAAAUAAACCUAUAAUAUUUUAUCU
Messenger RNA from Talpa occidentalis (Iberian mole), 2855 nucleotides. RefSeq names its product KLF transcription factor 4 (gene KLF4). The coding region runs from base 495 to 1952 and encodes 485 amino acids. The transcript has 5 exons. Lineage: Eukaryota; Metazoa; Chordata; Mammalia; Eulipotyphla; Talpidae. Gene Ontology annotation, biological process: regulation of transcription by RNA polymerase II. The record is from RefSeq and is a predicted model, not a curated record. Gene Ontology annotation, molecular function: RNA polymerase II cis-regulatory region sequence-specific DNA binding; DNA-binding transcription factor activity, RNA polymerase II-specific.